Molecule: messenger RNA, 1567 nt
Organism: Zingiber officinale
Lineage: Eukaryota; Viridiplantae; Streptophyta; Magnoliopsida; Zingiberales; Zingiberaceae
Product: 2-dehydro-3-deoxyphosphooctonate aldolase-like
Exons: 6
Coding region: 759-1208 (149 amino acids)
Biological process (GO): monosaccharide biosynthetic process
Cellular component (GO): cytoplasm; cytosol
Molecular function (GO): 3-deoxy-8-phosphooctulonate synthase activity
Source: RefSeq, a predicted model, not a curated record
UGGCUAACCAAGUCUUUUUUGGUCUUUCUCUUUUGAUAUGCAUGUUUGUCAUAGUUUCACAUCGCCUAACUGGAGCAUUUAUUGGUCGUCUAAGUACAUGCCCAUACCAUCUUAAACGUGUCUCUCUUGAACUAAGAAAAUAACUGUUGGGAUUUUCUUUAAUUAGAAACCUACACGAACAAAAUGUCGGCUAGGAAUAUUCAACUUUGUUAAUGUGAAGAUCCUUGAUCCUCACAAGAUGAUUCAUCAGCGAAAUUAUAAAUUUUAGAAUAUUAGUAGGUGUGUUUUUAUAUGAAAAUCUUAAUUGCAUCUGAGAUGAUAGCCAUUUAUUUUAUCCUCAUAUAUCUGUAAUAAAAUUGGCAUGAAUAUCAGUCAGGCACUCCUGAAUAUUUUUGACAACUAUGAGUCAAAAUUAGGUUGUUGGUGUUCAUUAUAAAAUGAUUAAAUGCCAUGACUGGUACUUAAGAGUUGCUCUGAUAAAAGUACCAAAUUUUUCUGUUGUUAGACUAAUAGAAUAGAAAUGCCACAGGCGUUUUCUUGUUUGAUUUCAAAAUAGUAAACUUCUUUCUUUGCAUUAAUUUUGGCCAUUACUUAGUUUGUUAUAUCUUUUAAGCAAACUAAGUUACUGGUCUAGGUAUUGUGAAAUUAAAAGUACCUUUUUUUAAUCAGAAAGGAAGUUGAAAAUCUCUUUGUUUUUUUUUGUGUUGGGUUUGUGUUGUAAAUAAUUCCUGAAGCUAUUAAUAUUUGCGAGAGAGGUUAUGGUGAAUUCUGCAGAAAAGGUUAGACUCGCAGGAAAUGCUAAUGUAAUGGUUUGCGAGAGAGGCACUAUGUUUGGUUACAAUGAUUUGAUUGUUGAUCCACGCAAUUUGGAAUGGAUGCGAGAAGCAAAUUGCCCUGUUCUUGAUGGUGGAGGUGUUUCAAGUGGUGGUCUGCGGGGACUAAUACCGUGCAUUGCAAGGACAGCAGUUGCUGUUGGUGUCGAUGGACUUUUCAUGGAGGUACACGAUGAUCCCCUUAAUGCACCUGUUGAUGCUCCAACCCAAUGGAUCAGUGUUUUUUAUCAAGUUAUUAUUCAUCCAAUACGAAACUUGGAGGAACUACUUGAGGAGCUCAUGGCCAUUGCCAGGGUCACAAAGGGCAAAAAGGCAUUCAAAAUUGACCUGACGCCUUACUGGACUAAGCUCGACAUCAAGAACAUGAAGGUAUGAAACCCUCAUUUAUAGUCUCCUCGGGACGGUUUAAUGGUAGUACAUGAAGUGUUAUCAUCAUCAGAUUUAUGGUUCGAAUCUCGGUAAAGUCAAGAUAAAUAUUUCCCUUAUGUGCUAGUCACUAUUUCAAAGGUUAGUAGUCAUCCGUGAUUUAUCUUAUCCGUGUUGACUUUGGGACGGAUUGAUGAGAAUACUGAGAACGAACGUAUUCAUCUUUUAUCAUCAUAUUUUACUAUAAUAUUUAACAGGUUGGCAUUUGUUAGAUGGGAAGAAACAUAGUGAUUGGAGAUCAGUGCUUGUGAGAUUGGAUUUUAGUGUUAUAAACUAUUACUUAUGCUCAUAAAAUAAGGACAAGUUGU